Molecule: messenger RNA, 1387 nt
Organism: Rhincodon typus (whale shark)
Lineage: Eukaryota; Metazoa; Chordata; Chondrichthyes; Orectolobiformes; Rhincodontidae
Product: sorting nexin-13-like
Exons: 12
Coding region: 155-1387 (410 amino acids)
Cellular component (GO): early endosome
Molecular function (GO): phosphatidylinositol binding
Source: RefSeq, a predicted model, not a curated record
UUUAUAGCCCAGUAGAGUAGCGCUUUUCUCUUCUGUGUGCUAAAGCACUUAAGUUGACAGACGAUAGACGUCUUCUCUCUCUCUCUCUGCUCCUUCCCCUGGUUUCGUGUCAUUUUCAUGUCUUGGUGCAAACUCCCGAGUUUCUUUCCAUUUUAUGCUUUAUCUGAUGGAUUUUGGGGUGAUUGUGAAGGCUGGUGUUUCCAUAUGGGGAUGGGGAGGCCUUGGCGUCAUUCUUUUUGUAGUCACUUUUGGACCUUUUGCUAUAUUUUACUUUGCGUUCUAUAUCCUGUGUUUUCUUGGUGGGGGCCUUGCAGUCACGCUACUCUUUGGAAAAAUAAAUUCUGAGAAAUAUCUUGAAAAGUGUGAGCAUUCUUUCCUUCCUGCAGCACCAACUGCUGUCCCCAGAGCUUUAGAAGAAAUGAGACGUGAAAGUAAACAAAUAAAGAUUGACAGGCGAUUGACUGGUUCCAGUAUAAUUGAUGAACCUCUACAGCAGGUCAUCCAGUUUGCACUAAGGGACUAUAUCCAGUACUGGUAUUAUACUCUAAGUGAUGAUGAGUCUUUUUUACUCGAAGUCAGAAAAACUAUACAAAAUGCACUCGUUCAGUUUGCCACAAGGUCAAAGGAGGUAGACUGGCAACCGUACUUUACUACACGGUUGGUAAAUGACUUUGCUGCACACCUUCAUGUAUUUAGGAAAACUCAACAAAGGAUAGAAGACUCGAGGCAAAAAAAAGAUGCUUCAGAAGAAUUUGUUGACACUUUUUUUGAAGUUGAAGUGGAAAUGGAGAAAGAAGUCUGCCGUGACCUGAUCUGUACUUCAGUUAAAGAUGAAGAAGCAUUCCUGAGGGAUCUUUGUGAGAUAUUAUUGUAUUUGUUUCUACCUCCUGGAGACUUCCAUAACAAAAACAUGAGAUACUUCCUGAGGGAAAUUUUGGCAAAAGGUAUUCUUUUUCCAUUAAUCAACCAACUCGGUGAUCCCGACUACAUUAAUCAGUAUAUUAUAUGGUUGAUCCGUGAUGCCAAUUGUAAUUAUGAAGCCUUUUUGAAUAUUAUCAAAUUAAGUGACAAAGUCGUAGAACUAGAAGCAGUGAGGGAUCGAGCAGCAGAAGAGCUGCAGUAUCUUCGAUCUUUAGAUACUGCAUCUCCAAGAGUCUACGUGGAUGAUAAUUUGGUUGCUAAAUUGGCAGAAAAACUAAAUUAUGAGGAUACCACACCAGAAAUAUUUGAUGACAUUCAACGAAAGGUCUAUGAAAUGAUGCUGAAGGAUGAGCAAUUCUACCCUUCUUUCAGGCAAAAUCCACUUUAUGUGAGGAUGUUAGCUGAGUUAGACAUGUUGAAAGAUCCAAGUAUCAGAGGGUCAGAUGAUGGCGACUUGGGUAUGUGA